AUGGCCCAUUUUACACGACGGAUGUCUUCCAUCCACAAGGAGACCAAACCUCACGAAAAGCAUCCCAGGUUUGGGAACCUCCCACUCAGCACGAGCGGACCUCAAGAUUGUGCGUUGACUGGCGCUGCGCUCCUCAACACACCAUACCUCAACAAAGGGGCUGGGUUUCCUCCGGAAGAGCGGGAGGCGUUCAAAUUGACUGGAUUGCUUCCCCAGAAUGUCCAAACUUUGGAUCAGCAAGUGAAAAGAGCUUAUCAGCAGUAUUCGACUCGAGUUGAUGAUUUGGCGAAGAAUACAUUCAUGACCAGUCUGGGAGAGCAGAAUGAAGUGCUGUAUUUCAGAUUGAUUCAAGACCAUCUCAAAGAGAUGUUCUCCGUCAUCUACACUCCAACAGAAGGAGACGCCAUCCAAAACUACUCUCGACUAUUUCGAAAACCGGAGGGCUGCUUCCUGAACAUCAACGACGUUGGUCGAGUGCAUGAUGACCUGGCACAAUGGGGCUCUCCCGACGACAUUGACUACAUCGUCGUGACAGAUGGAGAAGAGAUUCUCGGUAUUGGAGACCAGGGCGUGGGUGGAAUUCUCAUCUCCGUCGCUAAGUUGGUUUUGACAACUCUCUGCGCCGGCAUCCACCCAAACAGAACUCUCCCCGUCGUUCUAGAUUGCGGAACUGACAGUAAAGAACUGCUCAACGAUGAUCUAUACCUUGGACUGAAGAAACCGCGUGUGAGGGGUAAAGAAUACGAUGAUUUCGUUGACGUCUUCGUCCAAUCAGCACGAAAGCUGUACCCUAACGCCUACAUCCACUUUGAAGAUUUCGGCUUGCCAAAUGCCCGUCGCAUUCUCGACCGUUAUCGCCCCGAGAUCCCCUGCUUCAACGACGAUGUCCAAGGGACCGGCUGCGUCACACUGGCCGCGAUCAUGGCUGGUCUCCAUGUCAGCAAGUUAAAGCUCGAAGAUAUGCGUAUGGUAAUCUUCGGUGCCGGAACAGCAGGAACGGGAAUUGCUGAUCAAGUGCGGGAUGCUAUCGCCGCUGAUAGCGGAAAGUCAAAGGACGAGGCUGCAAAGCAGAUCUGGUAUUCCUGCUCUCCUCCUCGCCGAUCCCACUUUUAUCCACCCUCUUCUGACGAAACCAGGUGCGUCGACAAACCCGGCCUCCUCCUAAAAUCCCACGACGACAAACUCACGCAUGCACAAAUCGAUUACGCACGUGACGACUCAGAAUGGGAAGGCAAAGAAGGCCAUGACCUCCUCGCGGUCAUCAAAGGCGUCAAGCCGCACGUCCUCAUCGGGACCUCCACCCGCCCAAAAUCCUUCACCAAAGAAAUCGUCCAGGAGAUGGCCUCCCACGUCGAACGCCCCAUAAUCUUUCCCCUCUCCAACCCGACACGGCUGCACGAAGCCUCUCCUUCCGAUCUCAACGAAUGGACAAAAGGAAAAGCGCUCAUCGCGACCGGCUCUCCGUUCCCACCGGUCAAGUACGAAGGGAAAGAGUACGAAAUAGCAGAGUGCAACAACUCGACCUGUUUCCCGGGUAUCGGCCUCGGCUGCGUGCUUUCGCGCUCCAAACUCCUAUCCGACAAAAUGCUCGUCGCAGCCGUGAAAUCGCUCGCUGCACAAUCGCCCGCGCUGAAGGAUCCGGAUAAGGGGUUGUUGCCAGAUGUGAUAAAUGUGAGAGAGAUCAGCGUGCAUAUUGCGAAGGCGGUUAUUCAGCAGGCUGUGGAGGAGGGCCUUGCUACGCAGGAGGGGAUCCCGGAGGGGGGGGAGGAUUUAGAGGAGUGGGUCAGGGAGCAGAUGUGGGAUGCUGCGUAUAGACCGUUGAGGUUUGUGGAGAAGAAUAGUGCGGGGAGGCAUGCGAGGGGGGAGAUGGGUGUUGCGGGGGCCGCGGCACAGGUUUGAUUUAAGAUCUGAAGAUCUGGGGUAUGCCGAGGGUUGUGGUAUAUUCAAUUGAUUGGAAAUCUGUGAAUGCGAGACGUGGAGCAAGAUAAUUAAGAUCUUGUCCAUAUUUCUUUCUGUCUUUGAAUGUCUAGCAAUUUAUACAUGCAAGCCCCCUGGCGCCUGCAGGUCCUCGCGAGCUCUUGGACAUUCGGGUUGCAUACCACCCCCACCCCCAGUGGCGGAAAUUCGGAAUAAAUUUUGUAAUGAACUUCGUACUGUUUUGGACAUUUUGCAGGUUGAUCAACGCUCAUCAUUUACAAUCGCCGCUUUGGAUGGAUUGUGUUCGUUGACGUUCAACUUGUUGAGUUUCUUUGAUGCUGAAAUCUGGAAGCAGUC
Hyaloscypha bicolor E is the source of this 2274-nucleotide messenger RNA. Its product is annotated as malic-domain-containing protein. Gene Ontology annotation, molecular function: NAD binding; malate dehydrogenase (decarboxylating) (NAD+) activity. Gene Ontology annotation, cellular component: mitochondrion. The coding region runs from base 1 to 1899 and encodes 632 amino acids. The record is from RefSeq and is a predicted model, not a curated record. The transcript has 5 exons. Gene Ontology annotation, biological process: malate metabolic process; pyruvate metabolic process. NCBI's taxonomy places the organism in Eukaryota, Fungi, Ascomycota, Leotiomycetes, Helotiales, Hyaloscyphaceae.